This is a messenger RNA of Didymodactylos carnosus, 1569 nucleotides long. The record is from the annotation of a GenBank genome assembly. Lineage: Eukaryota; Metazoa; Rotifera; Eurotatoria; Philodinida; Philodinidae.
GCCUCUUAUCUCGGUAACGGAAAAGACCUGAGAAGAGAUAUUUUCGAAUUAGUCAUGUCCUUAUGCUAAUAAGUAACUUGCAAAAAAGAUUUUUCUUCAACUCGUCUGCAUAAAAACUCCAGCCAAAUCUAUUUCGACUUCAUAUGAAUAUUAAGAAUUAAUUAAGAUUUGAAAUUUCUACAGAUUUUUUUUUAUUCUCAGAAACAUGAAAACUUUUUUCGAUUCAAUGCUUAAAAACAAGUCACAAAUUAGGAACAAAAAUUAUAGAUAGAAGAAUGAGAAUCAGCAGACUCGAAACUUUUCUCAAAUGGAAAGAUGUUUGAAAAGUAUUCCGUGAGAACCUUGUUCACAAAUUUGAUUUGAUUUUCACCCUUGAUAAAAACGUAAAGAAAGAAUCUAUUUAUUGCAUUUAAUUUUAUACUUCAAAUCAUAACAGUACAGAUGACAUAUAAUUCAUCUGUUUUCUAUAUGUUUCUGAUGGUCACCGAAAUAAUAAUGUUUUUUUCCAUCUAGAAUGUUUUCCAUUGUAAUAACAAAGGUGAUUGUCAAAUAACAUUUGAAACACGCCGUGAUUGUUCGGCCUGUCGUUUAGCCAAAUGUUUUAAGACAGGAAUGCGACAUGAUCGACUUUUAACGGAUGAACAAAAAGCAGCAAAACGUCAUCAUAUAGAAGAAAAUCGAAAUUUAGCAUUAAACUCAAAUUCUAAAACAAAUGAAGAAGAAUUUCAAUUGUCAUUAUCCAAAUUUUCAGAUGAUUUAUGUACAUCGACAGACACAAAUAUUCUUUUUACAGAUUUUAUCGAUCUUCUAUCGCCUCAGCCACUACAGACAAUACUCAGUCCGGAAGAUUUACAACGUGUAGAAACUAUAUCACUUUUUUAUCAAAAUCGUAUCAAGUUUGCGGCUCGUGAUGGUCUUCCAUGGGAUCCAUCAAUACAUACAAGAACUUUUUUACAAGUUGUCAAUAGUCAUUCAGUACAAGUCAUGCGACUUUUAUCAUUCUUCAAACAAAUACCUGAAUUUAAUCAAUUAAAUGUUGAUGAUAAAGUUACUUUAAUUAAAUAUAAUCUUAUGACAAUUCUUGGUAUAAACUGUGCACUUUCAUAUAAUACAGACACUCAUGAAAUACUUGAAAGUGAUUCUGAUGUACCAUCAAAUACAGAAUAUUUUCAAAUACUUCAUGGUUAUAAUAUGUGUAUGCAAGCAGGAAAGAUCUUUCGUUCAUUUUUACAUAUAGCUAAAUAUGAUCGAAAAAUAAUUGAAUUAACAGUUAUUAUACUUAUUCUUACAGAAGGUUUUUCAAUAACUAGUGAUCAUGAUGAAUCAAUACUUAAUGAUAAAAUGUCUGUAUAUCGUGCACAAAAUUAUUAUACAGAAUUAUUGUGGAAAUACAUGGAAACAAUGCAUGGUUAUGAAAAAGCAAUUUGUUUAUUUAGUGAACUCAUCGUACAUGUUAUCGCAUGGCAAACAAUUCAUGAAGAAAUGCGAAAUAAUAUAUUGCGAACAUUAUCACCAGACGAUAUUAACGAAUUAGUACCAAUUAUGAAAUCAAUAUUGCGCAUUUCAUAA